This is a messenger RNA of Protopolystoma xenopodis, 1029 nucleotides long. The record is from the annotation of a GenBank genome assembly. Lineage: Eukaryota; Metazoa; Platyhelminthes; Monogenea; Polystomatidea; Polystomatidae.
AUGAUUGCUCUGCCAGAGCUUCCAGUCAGUGAUGAGUCAUCCAGCUCUACUACGAGUGGCUGCAGCUCCGGUGACUUCACAUCCGGCUCUUCUGUAUCUAACCCAUCUACUGGACCUUCUGAUCUCAGUCUUGUGGGCCGAACAAAUCUGACUUCUAUAAAUGGUCUAUUUGGUCCUGGAGAGAAAGUCACCUCAACUUCAGCUUUGGAAAGUUGUUGUCUACCUUCGUCCAGCCAAAGCUUCGGUGCUAAUGGUGGCAUUAGUAAUAGUGAUGGACCAAUUGGUUGUUUAGCUGCUCCAUCCACCACUCCGUCUGUAACUGUCGGCGAUAACUUAAGUGGUCACGUGGCCUCCACCGGUGGCUAUAACAUAGGAGUAAACUCUAGUUCCCUUUCUGAUGAGGACCGUGAUCUUCUUGCUCGUCUUUGGUCACAGCUGGAACCGCAAACAGUUGUAUCAUUUACACCGCCUCCUAAACCGCCUUUACCCUGGUUUUUAGACAAAGCUUGUUCUGGUUCUGACUCUGAACAGGCUUCUCCAUUGAGUCCGGAUCAGCAGCACUUGUCAAUCCAUCCCUCUUCAUCCUGUUGCCAAGAUUUUUCUGACUCUGGUUUGUACCUCAACGAUCCUGUCACUCCAACGAUACUUAGACCACGAAGCGACUCUUCUCCACUUUACCACGGCCAGCAGCUCCGAACAUCAAGCGGCCCCAGCUUAGAGCCUGAUAGCGCUCGUUUGCUAUCUAUGCAAAACUGCAGUGCAGCCUGUUCACCGCUUCCUAUCGGGAGGCCCCCAGAUCAGGCAUCUGAGGCGGCUGUUAUUAUAGUUCCAUCCACUUCCACACUCCCCGCAUCUCCUAAUGAAAUUCAACUGACUCUCUACUUAGAAGCGAUGGCCAAUGCCGUCCGGGGCUCUUGGCCUUCAGCUGCACAGUCUGUCCUGCUUUCUGAUAAACAAAGGUCUUUGGCUACCCUAGAAACUAAACAGAGUGGUCACGACAAUCUAUUUGAGUCACAGGAUACUGGGUAA